UGUGUGAAGGUUGUGUGAUUUAAAUUUAGUUUCCGUUUAUUUUCUCGAGAUUUUCUUUUAAAUUAUUUUAAAAGAAAAGGAUUGCGAAAUCAAUAAAAUCUACUAUAGAUAUAUAAUUUUGAUAUCCUUCUGUAAUUAUACACAGUUUUUUUUCCAAAUACAUAAUGCAAGAAACCGUUGCAAAUAAUAACGAAAGAAAAUCACUGUUUUCGUCGUUCUUAGAAGUUUUGGAAGCUAGGGAGAAACAUGCUCAAGUAGAUAGAGAGCUACAAGAGGAGAAAUACCUCAGGAGGACACAGAGAAUAUACGAUUUCCACGAGCGUCAACGUCGUGAGGCGGUUGAGCUACGGCGUUGUCUGGACUACGUGUCUCAACAUGCGCACGUGUUGGAGACGGUGCUGAGGGGCGCCAGUACGGGUGUAGGUGAAGUUCCACUGAGUGCCGCGCUCGUGAGGCAAGCGGCGGCCCUCCAGCGCUGCAUGUCACAGUGCGUCGCUAACGCGUCCAGGAUCCGCCAACUGCUGACGGCGACGCACCAACCGCAGAUGGACUCCGUUUUAGCCAAAAUGGAAGCCGAGCUGAGUACGUGGACAGCCUUUUUGCACCGAGCAGUCGACGCGACAUACAACACUGAAAUUGUCAUCGAUAACUUACACAAUAUGAUUGCUGAACAGCGGCGGUAUGUACGCGAAGUGUCGUCGAGCAGUGUGUUCACUUCGUUGUGCGGUGCGGACAGCGAAGCCGGCGCGGACGCAGAAGCGACGGCGGAAGGCGAAGCGGACUCAAACACGGAAGCGGAUUCCACUCCGCGCUCGCCUCUAGAACGCCGCGCCCCAUCCGCCGCGUGCAGCACGCCCAUCUCCCGCGAAUAACGCACAUAAAAAAGUAUUCUGUUAUUUUUUACUCGAAUAUCCAAAAUAUCUGUGAAAUCUUUAUUGAAGACAUUAAGUAAAGGAAGUCGCCUGGCGGCUUCGUUAAAAUAUAAAUAUGUUUGUAAAAAUCGUUGCCUUCUCUGUGUACCGCAGAUGUUUUUAU
Messenger RNA from Bombyx mandarina (wild silkworm), 1035 nucleotides. RefSeq lists its product as uncharacterized. The record is from RefSeq and is a predicted model, not a curated record. NCBI's taxonomy places the organism in Eukaryota, Metazoa, Arthropoda, Insecta, Lepidoptera, Bombycidae.